GCGAGUAUGGAGCUCCAAAGUCGUGGCUUUACCAGACGUGGAUCUACGUCGGACUGAUGGCGAUCGUUAAGCUCAUAACGACUCUUUUCAUUCAGCUCGACAUCUGGGACAACGUGAAAAACUUUGUCCUCUCACCGUUCAAGGAUCCCCGAAUCGAACUGGCCGUGGUGAUGCUGGUGAUUCCUUUCUUCGUUAAUAUUCUCAUCUUUUGGGUUACCGACAAUUUCCUAAUGAGGCACACACGAAAAAAGCGCAAUACAGGAGAUGAAGAAAUUUUAAGUUUUAAGGCGUCCACCAGCGCCACGACGUCGUCAUCGCUAAUGCAGGGGUCCGCAAGCUGUUCCCAGACGGCGCUGGUCGUGGACGAUACGGCAAUCAUUCUCACCUCAUCGGCGGCAUCACCUAGCAGUAAGCAAACCACUGUCCAACAGCGAACUAGUGUGAUCAAUGUUUAACGAAGGUUUUUUUCUUUGUUUGUUUUUGUUUGCUUAUUUGCAACCAAUUUUACCUAUAUAUCAUAGCAGUGUAAGUCAUGUAUAGUCUGAGCAACGAGCAUCAUCCCCCAGUGCACAGUGGGCAAAAAUGAAGCCCAGAAACGUAUUUUUUUAAAAACCGCUGUUUUAGAUUGGUAUAUAACAAUUGUAUUCCAAAAUAAAAAGAGGAAUUUAAUGGAAAUGACCUAUUAUACGGAAUCAGUAUAAAAUUCUUAAGACUUCUGAGGACCUUUCGGAACUUCGGUUAUAAAUGUAUAUAAAAAUUACAAUCAUGGGAUAUCUAUAUUCACUGCACACUGUUCAAACAAGCAUCUCUCCACCUUUUUCCGUUGUGGCAGACUUUCAAAUGAAGGUUUUAAGCUUAAAAGGUCAUUCAAAUGUUUUUUUUUUUUUCUAAAAUAAUCAUAAAUUUCUUUUAGCAUUUUAUUGUUCUUAUUCUCAGCAAAAACUUCCCAACGUCCCAAGUCUGCAAAAAUCCCAUUAGGAUUCUCAAAACACUUUGCCAUUCGCAUGAACCGUGUGCCGUGGACAAGGGAUUGUGUCAACAUUUCCUCCUCCUUCACACAUUGACCUGCAAUCGGACAUGACAGGCGCCAUUGUCGACUAAAAAUAGAAAAUCACCAACACAUUGAAGAUGUCUGUUAGUUUCAACUAAUUAUUUCAUUGGUCCCUUGAGUGAGUGUAGCGGGCUACCUACCACGGCUUAUACUGUCCCUUAAUAUUUUGGAAAUGUCUUCGGCUUAGGUUACUUUCUAUUGAAAUAUCCGAUUCCGUAUGAGAAUGGUCUAAAUCAGGGUUGCUCAGCCUUGUCCACAUGUUUUUACAUUCAUGUCCGCAACAUUUUUCUGAUUCUCAAUAUCUUAGCAUAACAAAUUGUGAAAUGGUAAUAUGGCUUCUGAAAAAUGCUUUUUUGAGCCCCAUUUCUGUUCACUGUGCUUCGGGAUGACACGAACCACUUUUUCAUUGUUGAAACAGAGGAAAAUCCAAGGCAAUAGUUUAGCUAUGAUUUUUUUUUUCUUGUUAAAACUGAGAGUAAAACAUGUGAUAUUUGUGUGUCUAUAUCUACAUAUAUAUACAACGUAUUUACAUAUUCAAGGCUACGUAAACAGCAUUCAGGAAGCUUAGAAAUUGGAAUUGAUGGAGAACAAAGGAAAUAAUCCCUCUCUCCACAUAAACCACCACGUUGUUGAACUUAAUUAGAGAGCAUUCAAGAAGGUCUUGAAAGAACAACGAUAGGCGCAGACAGUGAUUGAGUAUCUGUAUCAAAAUACCGCAAGAGAUUGGAAACUGAUGUGAAACUGAGCCCACUUACUUAUAGGAAAGUCCCAUCACAGAGGACAAGAAAGUUGAGAAAAUGUAGACGAAACACGGAUAUUGUAUUUUGUAGGGCAAUGAUAGGCUAAGUCAAUCAAACAAUAAACUAAUGAGCAACCAGCGAGAGAAAGUUGAACUAGGAAGGAUUGGUUUUAUUUUUAUAUAUACACAAACAGACAUCAAACGUUUAUACUAACGGCAGGAGAGAAAAUUGAACGAAUAAAAAUUACCAUUUGAAUUUAAAAAAAAAA
Molecule: messenger RNA, 2059 nt
Organism: Aedes albopictus (Asian tiger mosquito)
Lineage: Eukaryota; Metazoa; Arthropoda; Insecta; Diptera; Culicidae
Exons: 4
Coding region: 57-455 (132 amino acids)
Cellular component (GO): membrane
Source: RefSeq, a predicted model, not a curated record